Manihot esculenta (cassava) is the source of this 1214-nucleotide messenger RNA. RefSeq lists its product as uncharacterized. Bases 482 to 949 code for a protein of 155 amino acids. The transcript has 2 exons. The record is from RefSeq and is a predicted model, not a curated record. Lineage: Eukaryota; Viridiplantae; Streptophyta; Magnoliopsida; Malpighiales; Euphorbiaceae.
UUUUGAUUCCAAAUAAGGGGUAUGAGUCUAAAUAGAUCUGUUCUAGAUGAAUAUAUUAUACGAAUUGCAUUAAAGUGUUGUAAUUAAUGGUCAAAUGAUUGCGAGUAGUUUUAAAUGAAUGGUCAUGUUAAAGUAACAUGAUUUGGGCACAUGAGGCAGAAUAUUAGGAGGAAAAUGGCCUUAUCUGUUUGUCAAGAAUCACUUAGAAGACAAGUAUAUAUUAAACCUAAAAAUUGCAGUCAAUAAUGUCAUGUUUAUUAGUAAAAAAUAACAGACAUAAAAGGUGUUAAUCUCUAAUCACAAGCAGACAAAUCUGAGUAACAUGAGAUGUCUGCUAAGCAUGCACAUAAAAACAAGCUCAACCCUUGUAUAAAUACAAACAUCUGCAUGUGAAUUUUUAACAGUUCAUGCAAAUGAACAAGUUAAAAAGAUUCAGACAUGUUGAACAGUGAGCAAACUUAAAGGCUUAUACACUUCAUCCAUGGACCCAAGAAUCUCCUUCUCCAAUGACUUUGCAGAUGCACAAGAAGCUAUCAAAUAUGAAAAGAGCUAUAGGGAGGCACCGGUUUCUUCAGAUUUUGAAUUCUCAGCGAGAAACUACACUAUGAUCCCUGCAGAUGAGAUCUUCUGCAAGGGAAUGAUCUUGCCUUUGAAGGAUAACUGUAGCAACCAGCUUAGAAAAAUGACUUUAAGAGAGGAAUUGCUUGUGGAUGAAGAUGAAGAUGAAGAUGAAGAUGAAGAUGAAGAUGGCUUUGGUGGAUUUCAAAGGGUUCAAAAGAAUUCAGGUUGGUGGAAAGAGAGAUUGGGAUUGAGAAGAGCUCAUCACAUUGUAUCCAAGAAAGGAGGAGAUAGAAAUAUUGGAGUUUUUCAAAGUGUGGUUGAAGAGAAGGAACCUGUUUUUGUUCAUGAUGAGAGAGGGACUUGCUGGAAAGAACACAGGAAGUGCUGAUUGAAGGGAGAGGGUGGCAUAUACAAGGCAACUAAUUUUCAAGGUCUAGAGAUAUUGCAAAUAUUAAGAGAAUUGACUUUUAAUUUAUUCUCUUGAUCAAUUAAAUUAGGCCUUCACCUCUUUAAUUAGAUAUUUGGCUCAAACAAUAUCCUCUCUCUCUCUCAGGGAGGAAGUCAGAGUUGGCUGUUUUGCUUGUACAAAUUCCUUACAUCAAUUGUGGAAUUAUCAGAUUAUUUUAUUUCUUUUGUCUAACCAUUGAAUUUCC